This is a messenger RNA of Triticum dicoccoides, 3023 nucleotides long. RefSeq lists its product as uncharacterized. The transcript is spliced from 3 exons. The coding region runs from base 635 to 2728 and encodes 697 amino acids. The record is from RefSeq and is a predicted model, not a curated record. NCBI's taxonomy places the organism in Eukaryota, Viridiplantae, Streptophyta, Magnoliopsida, Poales, Poaceae.
UUGGUCUAGAUUGAGACAAAAAAAUGUUCUACAUUUUAAGACAGAGGGAGUAGUUAUUAACGUUUAUAGUGGUUAUUAACAUUUUUAUUUGUCAAGACGUGCGUUGCACGUACAUUUUUACUAGUUCACGCUAAACAAAGGAAGUCCUUUAAGGGGCGCUUAAGGCGCGUUUAGGAAAUGCCAGAUUUACCCUCAGCGUUAACUUUUUUUUGAGUCUCUCAGCGUUAAACUUGUUUGGAAGCCCAGUAGCGUGGCUCGCGGCCCAGUACGGACUUCAAACCAAACUGUUCAUGGAUUAUGGGUUAAUUCCUGAAAAGAGGAGGGACUUUUCUGCAAAACGUCCACGUCAGACAUUGGAUAUAGAUAGAGACUACCCCAAGCCCCAACCACCCAAUCCCCACGCAGUAGUGCUACACAAACGACACCCAUGCACGACUGCUGCACGAUUCUACACAUCCAGCCAUCAAAAUAUUGAAUGAAGUCCAGCACGGCCAUUUGAUCAUCAAUCGUCCAUGAAUCGUCCAUUUCGCAUCGGCUGUGAAGUAGUUUCGAUCCCCACGCCACCCAAAUCUCGCCCUAACCCUCGCCACAAUUCUCCCCGCCGCCGGUUUCCCAGAUCGCCGUGCCGCGAAACAUGGUUCUAAAGCUUCGCCGGAGCGGGCGUGCCAACGCAGAUCGCCCCUACAGAUGCGACAGAUCGGAGCGCAUCUCCCGCAACAAAUCGUUGGUGAUGGAGACCAUCAACGGUUUCUACGCGGCGGCGCUGGACAGGCUGCCGGUGGACGAGAUGCCGGCGCUGGUGCCGCGCCUUCUCACGGCCGGUCUCUGCGUGGGCUUCGCCGACCCCAUCUCCAACAUCAUCGUCAACACGGUCUCCUCCUACAGCCACCACAAGCCCACGGUAACUUCCAAGUCCGACGACGGCAAGAAGGAGAAGGCGGCGGCAAGUAGGCGGCGACGUAAGGCGCUCUCCCGGGCUGUCUCCGGCGCCCGAAAGGUCAAGUACUGGCCACCGCCCCGCCGCCUCCUCCGCGACAUGUCCAUCGCCGAGCGGUCGCUCGAGGCGCUCGUGGCAUUCCUCACCUACUACUUCCCUGACCUCCCCGCUUGCGAGGCGCUUGAGUAUCUCCGCCUGGCCAAUGCCGACCUUCUCUCUGCCGUGCGUCUCGUUGAGGAGGACCGCAACUGCAGCGGCAGCUUCAGCUUUGCCUCCCGGACCACCAAGACAGCCCUGAAGUGCGCCGUCUUGGCUGCCUGCCACCCCACGCCCAGGGCCGUCGUCAACAGGUCCUACUCGCUCGCUUCUCGGAUGGAGCAAUUGUCCCAGCUCCUUGCAACGGAAGGCAGCUGCCUCUCCUGCACUACCAUUGAGAAUAUCAACAGAUUGCUGAUGAAGCCCCGGGGAAAACUUGCAGACCUCGCGGGAGUAACACCUCAGCAGUUCAAUCUGGACCUGAACAGGAAACCACUGUUUGUUCCGACACAAUCUUUGCGGAGCACCCUGCUGCACAAGAUCUAUGGAUUUUACCUCAAGGCACUUGCCUUGCUGCCGGCGCAGGAUUUGCGCAUGUGCUACCACCGGGGCCUCCUUAAAGCUGGUUACUGCUACGGACCUUUGAUGGAUCCUGUCUCCAACAUUGUCCUCAACACUCUGUGGUACAAGAUGAUGUUCCCGCCAGAAGGAGAGCUCUGUGUGGCAACCAUGAUCUGCUCAAGGAGCCUUGUUCUGGUCGCAUACCGCUCCCUUUGUGGCCUUGUUGCUUAUAUCCGUGCUUGUUUUGGCAUGAUGUCUGAACACCAAGCCAUGUGCUAUCUGCUCUUCACAGAGGUCAAUCUCUGGGGAGCAAUCGAAAUGGCAAGGCAACAAGGACACACUGAGAGAACUAUGCACAGUGCCUACAUGGCUGCAGCCAGGGCAGCACAGCACCCAGAUCCUGAUGCAGUUGUAGAAUUUUUCGUGUCAACCUUUCCCAUGAUGCCUCUACCCAUGGAGACAGAGUCAUUUGUGUUGAAUGUGGGACUCAUCCAGGAGUUGUUGUUUGAAUAUUGUUCCACUCGCAAUGAUUCAGUUUCAACAGUUCCUGUACUUAGUGAGGGGGGAUCCAAGUUCUUGUCAUGUAUUUUGAAAGAUUUCAAGGAAGAGGAAGGUUUUGUCUGCAGGAAGGUUAAUGACAUGCUCAAGAAAUACACGCAGCGAACUAGGGGACCUGAAUAUGAGCUUCAUGUUAUCUGUGGCUUGAAUUCAAACGUAGGCAAAGCUUAUGUUUUUGGUCGUCAUUAUGGCCCCUUGCUUUCUUGGCGGCGAAAGAAAACUCAGCAUUCUCACAUUAACUUUUUGGCAAGACCGAGAAAUUUGGAUUCUUCUGACGCAGUUCCUAUACUCUUCUUUGCCGAGUGCUCCAAUGAUGAAGAUGUCAUUGAUGAACUGUCAUGUUGGCCAGUCACGGGACAUCCUGGUCGUUGUUAUUACUGUGAGAAGGAAGGGGCAAAGAUUGUACAUCCAGAUCUAGAGAAGUAUAUUGGGCGUGACAUUGACUUUGAGCGUAUGGCUUGCGAUAACAAGAGUAUCAUGACAACUGAAGGUGCUAUCAGUGACGGCAAGUUUAUAACUGAUUGUGUGGACGUAUGUGAGGAGGAUUGCAUCUAUUUUGACGCCACUAGGGACGCCAAGUGUGCAGAGUUCUUGAAUGCCCGUGCAAGGUCUAUGCAAGGUCCCAGACUUGUUUAGUAACUAGUGGUUGGGGCGCACCCGUGGUGCGCCUCCUGAGCGGAAACUCAGCGGUGCCAGAUAGGUGGCGACCAUUCCACUUUCUUUCCUAUACUACAUGCAAGAUCACAGCUGUAAAUAACACAGAGCAAUAUAGUAGCCCAUCCAACGAAAAUUGGUUUCCGAGCUCGGGCUCAGAUGCUCCCGAAAUCCAUGCCAUCUACUCUUCUCGUGAUGAGCGCUGUAUGUUGUAUUAUGUGUUGUAUCUCUUCCGUAUGCUCAUUGAAAAUGAAUUUGGGCCAGAGCAUUUAUUACC